AUGGCACUAGAGAAUGAGACCCAGGAAACUCUCAAUGAAAAAACGUGGGCAGAGUUAAUCGCUUUAUGCCAAGAUCGAAUUCCUGCACCUUCAACUCCGCGUCUUAUUUCGGUAGAUGGAACUAAUGUACGACAUGAGAAGAUGAAUACUGUAUUUAUGUCGUUACUUCUUGAUGAUGAAGAUAUAUCAAAAGAAAUUCGUUAUGACGAAUUAGAAAUAGGAAAAAAAUUGGGAUCAGGUGGAUUCAAAGAUUGUUAUAUGGGACGAUAUAAAGGGGAAUUGGUUGCUAUUGGGGAACUUCGAGUAGCGAAUUUUUCUGAUUCAGAUUUUAAAGAAAUCAGACAUGAAAUAAAUGUUCUCAA
Molecule: messenger RNA, 362 nt
Organism: Racocetra fulgida
Lineage: Eukaryota; Fungi; Glomeromycota; Glomeromycetes; Diversisporales; Gigasporaceae
Source: the annotation of a GenBank genome assembly